AUGAAAAUGAGGGUCUCCAGCUCUCCCCAGCCUCCGCAAUUGCAAAAUGGCUCCUUGGGCCCUGACCUUAACCUGCAGGUUCAUUGCCAGGGGCCCUGGCGGGAGCUGUUAGGCAGCGACCGCCCGGCCGGUCCUCCAGCUGCAGCUGCCUGUCAUUCCUUGCAGGUGGUGAACGUUAUUGGGAUUUCAGUCGGAACUGGCUUGGCCUCGGCUUGUGACACGCUGAUGUCUCAGUCCUUCGGAGGCAAGAACCUAAAACGCGUGGGGAUCAUACUCCAAAGAGGAAUCCUCAUCUUGAUGCUGUGUUGCUUUCCUUGCUGGGCCGUCUUCAUCAAUACGGAGCGUAUCCUCCUGCUCUUAAAACAAGACCCCGAAGUCUCCAGGGUAGCCCAGAUUUAUGUGAUGAUUUUCAUUCCUGCUCUUCCUGCAGCGUUCCUGUUCCAGCUGCAGACAAGAUAUUUACAAAGUCAGGGCAUCAUCAUGCCUCAAGUGAUCACUGGGGUUGCAGCAAACGUGAUCAAUGUGGGCAUGAACGCCCUCCUGCUCUACGCCCUGGACCUCGGAGUGGUAGGAUCUGCCUGGGCAAACACCACUUCCCAGUUCCUCCUGUCUGCUCUCCUUCUCCUGUACAUGUGGUGGAAAAAAAUCCACGUCGAUACCUGGGGAGGGUGGACUUGGGACUGUUUCCAAGAAUGGGGCUCCUACAUCCAGCUGGCUGUCCCCAGUAUGUUCAUGGUGUGCAUUGAGUGGUGGACCUUUGAGAUCGGAACCUUCCUUGCAGGACUGAUUAGCGUGACAGAGCUCGGGGCCCAGGCCAUCAUUUACGAACUGGCCUCUGUAGCCUACAUGGUGCCCCUUGGCUUUGGUGUGGCGGCCAGUGUCCGAGUGGGCAAUGCUCUGGGGGCAGGGAAUGCCGAGCAGGCUCGGGACUCCAGCAUCACCGUUCUCCUGUGUGCGGGUGUCUGCGCUCUCGUAGUGGGCAUCGUACUCUCAGCGAUGAAGGAUGUGAUUGCCUAUGUGUUUACCAGUGGCAAAGAUAUUAUUUACCUUGUGAGCCAAGUGAUGCCUAUUUUUGCUCCCUUUCAUCUAUUUGAUGCCCUUGCAGGCACCUGUGGUGGAAUCCUGCGAGGUACAGGAAAACAAAAGAUCGGUGCUAUCAUGAACGCCAUCGGUUAUUACGUGUUUGGUUUUCCCAUUGGAGUAUCUCUGAUGUUUGCUGCAAAACUUGGGAUAAUAGGUCUCUGGUCUGGAUUGAUAGUCUGUGUCUUCUUUCAAGCCCUGUUCUACCUGGUGCUCGUCUGGAGGACAGACUGGGAGAGAGUUGCGGAGCAGGCACAGGUUCGAGCUGGCGUGAAAGGGAUCAAAGAGGCCACGCCUGCACCAACAGAUCUGCCUGUGUUGGAAAAAGAAGUCACCGAUGAAGUGAUUUUACCUGCUAUCGUCAGAUCCGAGAGCCAGACCCUCCAGCUAAUGGUGAUAGAAGAAAACAAUCAGUAUGCGGUGGCCACCGUUGGGGAUGUUUUGACAGUGAAGCAGCUGAUUUUCUAUCGUGGAAUGGCUCUAGCUGUUGCUGUUGCUGCCCUCUUAGCAGGAAUUUUAAUAAGAGUUUUUCAGUGAGCCUGGCUAAAAUAGAAGAAUUAGCAGCAGCCCACACACUAGACAUGGUAAUUAUUGUGAUAUCUGAAGCCCGGGAGGUGACCUCCCAGUUGUGGAUGGAAAGGAUAUCAGUGAUGUUUUCUGAGUUAUCCCGAGAAUCUGCACUAUCCUGUUGAAGAUCACGAAAGGAGUUCUAAGUUUCUCCUGAACAUUAACUCUAUCAUGGGUGAUGAGUCUGUGGAUUUGAUAUUCCCUGCCCUAAGUGUUCUGUACUCUGACAUUGAAUAUCUUCUUUCUUUUGGGAAAUUCGUUGCCCUCUAAACUUGAUUGCUGAUCCAGUUUUGUUUGUAUUUCUAGGUUAUCGUAUUUAAUCUUGUUAGUGAGUGUUAAGUGCCUGUUCAAGUGCUGUCUCAGGUAUUGCCGUAUAAACUUUUAUAAAAUAAACACCUUAAAAUUGAAAA
Panthera uncia (snow leopard) is the source of this 2057-nucleotide messenger RNA. RefSeq names its product multidrug and toxin extrusion protein 2-like. Gene Ontology annotation, cellular component: membrane. The coding region runs from base 1 to 1617 and encodes 538 amino acids. The record is from RefSeq and is a predicted model, not a curated record. Gene Ontology annotation, biological process: xenobiotic detoxification by transmembrane export across the plasma membrane. The transcript is spliced from 16 exons. Gene Ontology annotation, molecular function: xenobiotic transmembrane transporter activity; antiporter activity. NCBI's taxonomy places the organism in Eukaryota, Metazoa, Chordata, Mammalia, Carnivora, Felidae.